This is a messenger RNA of Caenorhabditis sp. 36 PRJEB53466, 426 nucleotides long. NCBI's taxonomy places the organism in Eukaryota, Metazoa, Nematoda, Chromadorea, Rhabditida, Rhabditidae. The record is from the annotation of a GenBank genome assembly.
AUGAGUGACCAAGACCCGGUCCCUACUAGCCCAGACCUGAAUCCGAUUAGCCGAUUCCUGAUGCCUACUGACCAAGAAGACUCGGUCCCGAUCAGCCGCUUUCUGAUUCCCACGCAGUCGGUCCCUACUGCUCGAAACCCGGUGCCUAUUGGCCGAGGCACGGUCCCGCCCGACCAAGAGAUUUAUUAUCCGAUUCCAAUGUUUGCGCUCCUCGAAAAUGUCGACUCCCGCGUGUGGUUCUUUGCGUUUUCGAUCGGAAAUCUCGGAUUGAGAAUCUACCAGAUCCAGUACCUCGUCCCAUAUGGAUUGAACUUGGAAACUAUUCACAUUCCGUUCAAUUUGGCACUUGCGACACUCCAAUUCAUCGCAUCGAUCACCAAUGGCUAUGCAGCACUCAAGACGAUUCAUUUUUAUACGGUCAGUUAG